This is a messenger RNA of Arxiozyma heterogenica, 2064 nucleotides long. It is a transcript of the gene STB4, whose product is annotated as Stb4p. Bases 1 to 2064 code for a protein of 687 amino acids. NCBI's taxonomy places the organism in Eukaryota, Fungi, Ascomycota, Saccharomycetes, Saccharomycetales, Saccharomycetaceae. The transcript has a single exon. Gene Ontology annotation, biological process: regulation of DNA-templated transcription; DNA-templated transcription. Gene Ontology annotation, molecular function: DNA binding; zinc ion binding; DNA-binding transcription factor activity, RNA polymerase II-specific. The record is from RefSeq and is a predicted model, not a curated record.
AUGAUUCAUAAGUCAAACCCAAAUAAAAAUAGAAUCAAUACUGCAUGUGAAUUCUGUAAGAAAAAAAAAGUCAAAUGUGAUCGUGGUAGACCAUGUUCCAAUUGUAUUCGUUUUAAUCAAAAUUGUAUGUAUCCUAUCAAACAUUAUCUAUCACACUUAAAAAAUACCCCGACUACCACUAUUCCUUCUUCUUCUUCCUCUUAUCUGAAUCCUAAUAUUGACAUCCCCCUUAGCCCAUCUCCAUACUUCACUUUUUCUAUAGAUAAAUAUAGGUUCCACAGAAGGUAUCAAAAUGUUUUGCCUUAUUUUUUCGCUGAUAAUCUAAUCCAACAAUUAUCACCCUCCAUUAUAAAACAGUGGGAUCUUGAAAGACCACGAAUACAAAAUUAUACUUGGAAUAUGGCAGGUGGCCAUUUCCCUAAAUUUGGUGACCCUUGUUUUCUUAACGAGCCACACUUUUUCGAUUUCAAAAAUACUAAACAUAUCAAUUUAAUUAAAAAAAUCUUACAAUGGUACUUCAAUCAUUGCAAUCCCAUCUUUGGCAUCCUCCACGAAUCCAUCUUCUAUUCUCAACUCAAUAACAAAUUCUUACCUAAUCUUAACCCAGUCGGUAAAUCUAAUAAGUUGUUUCAAUCUCUACUAUAUCUGAUCAUUAUUAUCACAAUAAGGUUCAACGCAGGUCUAAUCUCAAGAAAUAACACUACCUAUACGGAUCCUUCUCCUGCUAAUGGGAUAGUUUUCGAGGAUUGGGAAUUUAACUUUCUUUUCGGUGCAAAGGCCGUCAACUUGGAACAACAUCUAUUUGUUUAUUCAUACGAUUUCAUACAAAAAUUGACUUUCGAGUGGGAAUCCUUCGAAUUGAUUCAAUCAUGGCUAUUGAUCGCAUUCUAUCUACGCACUUGUCACAGACAGACGAGCACUUGGAACGCUCUGUCCAAAGCCAUUUCUCUGGUCAAGGGGAUGUCCCUCGAAAUGAACAUGUUUCCCUCGAAACACCAUCCUUAUGAUGAAAUGAAAGCGUCACAUUGUUUUUGGUCUUGUUUCAUUAUGGAUAAGAUCAUAAGUUUCCAAAUGGGCAGAACUUUUCAACUGGAGUUGCCCUUGAAUAACAUGCCAACACCAAGACAUACAACAACUGGUCAAGUGUCCCAUACAAUGUCUGUUGAUGGCAAAGAUGAUUGGUUCCAUGAAGAGACAAGGCAAAUGUAUGAUCUGUCGUUGAUUAUUUACAAGUUCCAACAGUACAAAUGCUUUGAAAUGGAAUUGCCUGAUUCAAUAGCAUUUAGAAAACACCUAUCUGAAUGGAUUCAAGCAAAUUCUGUAAAUAUAACCAGAGAUAACCUCACCGUUCUACAGUUACAACCAUUAUUUACAUAUCUUGACAUAACACUAACUUUCGAGAUACGAUCUUUGCUUCCUAUAGCAUGUCAUCAGGUAUCAAAUACAAAUUCAAAUUCAGCUAUUUUACCACUGGAUUCCUCAAAUUUACUAACGCAUGUCCUGAUGGCAUUGGAUUUACUUACUCAUCUAUGCACAAACAAUUUAUUCUUCGUUCCUUGGUGGCUACAAUUAUCUAAUCUAUUUACAAUAACAUUAAUAUCAUUGAUUUGUUCAUAUUCAAACUUACAAACUUUGUCAUACCGCCAUAUUUUGUCCCAAAUAUCAAGAUUGUGGAAAAUUGUUAAAAAUGCAACACCUUGGAACCCACCCGUCAUGCUGAAACAAUGUGAUUGGUGUAUCAAAAUGCUAAAUCAUAUGAUUACUCUCAUUAUACAAGAUUCUACUGGCUUUUUGUCAAAAACCAUUGGCAUAGAUCAUGGUGAUAAUACUCCAAAUCAGAAUAAUUUUCAGCAAUUUAAUCGUGUUAAAGAAAAUGAAGAAGAACAACACGAAUCAAAACAAACGGUUCAUAAGGACCAAAAUAAUACACUGGAACAGAUACAGGAAGUAUCUGCAAAUGCACAAUUUGAGUUUACUGAGGGGUCUAUGACAAAUACUACUGAUUCUUUACUUUCAGAUGAUCUCUUAGCCACUUUACAUUGGUUUAAUGAGAAUUUUCUAUGA